AUUUUUUACGAGCAUCUACUGUAGUAAGAAUUAUUUUCUUCCGCGAAGUAAGAUAGAUAACGGUAGUGUUUACCAUCUUACCAGGCGACAAAAAAAAAAAAAAAAACUUCGAACGUCAUGAACGCCGAGGCCAGGCAGACCAGGGCCUCAGGCUACACUGUACUCGGGCUGUCAGUGAAAUACGGCUAGGUUCAUUGGUUUUGGUUGAAGCUAAACAUUGCUUGAGCUCUGUUGUAAGAGAGUAUGGUCAGUAUGGUAACAGUCAUCACCACACCAAUGCACUGACCACACACACCAUCAUCGUAUGCUCCACAGUUACCAUGGCAACUGUUUAUAAACUCGAACUGUCAUGAGUGCGCGAACAUUUCCCGAAGCACAUUCAAGAGAGCGCUUUCUGCGAUUCCUGCAACGUUUGUGAAAUAUUCUACACAGCUAUUUUCAUUGCACUCGAUCCAUAUUGUUGGAGCGCCGUCCGAAUUUCAGGAUGAUGGAUUCUAGACCAACAACUUCGUCCUCCAACAGACCUCAGUCUCCAAACAUGCGGUCAUUUACGGCAGCCACACAACGCAGUGGUCUUCUCGGCGCAGUUAGUCGCCUGAGCGGGCGACCCAGCACGCGCACAGGUCCUCCUACGGCGAUGCUUUCGCAGAUGAGCAUUCCGGAGCGUCCUAUGACUCAGCAUGGCCUUGUGGCGCCGAAGACUGCAUUAAAAUCUUCACAGCGGCAGGUUCAAGACAAAAGUUACUUUAUCGGCUUGCUGAGAGCAAAAAUGACAGAAUUGAUUGCGGAGACUAACCGUUUGCAACGCGCAAAUGAAUCACUUGCGCAAGAGCAAGCUACUUACUCGUCGUACAAAAAGAAAGCGGAAGCUUUGAGUGCUGAGCUAAAAGAGCUGCAAGGCGAUAUGGCAGACUACAACUUGCUGGUCGACAAGUUGAACACGGAUGCAGACAUGGAAGAUGUUAAGGAAGAGUACAGAGAACUUAAGAGCCAGAAUGACCAGGAAGUGAACAGCGUAGAACUUCUUUUUGAGCAGCGGCAAGACCGUGAGCGCCAACUUCGACAGCUUGAAGUGGAAAUUGAGCAGGAAAGGAACAUGGCAGACAACAUAAUAGCUGCAAUGCAACCAGAGCUACGUCACAGGUAUACAGAGCAGAAAGACAUUAAUCAAUCACUUGUAGAUCAACUGGAUAAACUGCAACAGCAGCUUCAAGGUCUUCAGUUGCAGAAGACUGCCUUAGAAGAUGAUAUUUCAUUGACUUCGGUGAAGCAGGAAGCAGUGAAGCUGUAUGAGCGAUUGAGGGAACUAGGAGAGAAAAAAGCAGUUUUGGAGGAAGAACAGAAGAAACGGGGGACUCCAGCCCAGGAAAGGGAGCGAUUGCUUGCUCAGGUCAAAGAAGACAACAGUGAGCUGUCGAGCAUGGAGAGGCAAGCAUCUGAGGCACGUGAGCGCCUGGGAAAACUGCAGGAGGAACUGGCUCAGCUCGACCAGGAGUUGGAGGAGCACAAUGGAGAACGACGAGCCAAGUAUCAGGAGCUCCGCAAACGUGAGGAAACCAUGGAUGCUUUCCUUGAGAGCUUUGAUGAAGCACGCCAAGAUGAACACAAGCGCCAGGAGAAGCUCCAGGGGGAGAUCGUGCAACUUCUGGAAAGCUGCUCACGCUCCUUACCCCACUUCUCGACUUUGCCAAGCCAAGAAGAAAUGGCUGUACUCAAGGAUGACCUGAUAUUCAAAGAAAAUGAAAUGGAGAAGUCAAAAAUGACACUAUCUGCUCUAGGGAUGGAGCAGAAAAAGCUGGCAGUGGAUUUGCAGAAGGUAAAUAAAAACACUUGCACCUUUAUGUGCUGAUUACCAACCGAGUUGAUGGUAAUUUAAGUCAAGAAAGCACAAGAGAACUCUUUUUUUUUUUUUUUUUUAUUGUAUGCGGGUAUUACUUUGUAUGUAUUCAUAGUCAUGAUAAAGGAACAGGGAUGGUGGAACAAAUGGCAACACACCACUGAUGGAGCACAAACUAAUGACCUCUGCAUGUUGUACGCAGUAAUAGAUGGUCAAUUCCGUGAGAGAUCAAAACAGGUGGUAUAUUUGACAUUUUUUAUUUUUCAGAUAAUUUUACACAUUACACACACAUGACUGAAUAGCAUUAAACUGCCACUUGUUUUUAAAGAAAGCUAUUAGUAAAUGGGGGAAAAAUCAUCAGAGGUCAUCUGGUAACGACAACAAUUUAGCAAAAUACAUUUUUUCUUAUCUUCGUGACAGUGCUUAAGGCCAUGCAAGUAUAAUA
This is a messenger RNA of Dermacentor andersoni, 2282 nucleotides long. NCBI's taxonomy places the organism in Eukaryota, Metazoa, Arthropoda, Arachnida, Ixodida, Ixodidae. The record is from RefSeq and is a predicted model, not a curated record.